AUGAGUUUGGAUGCAUCCGCCACUAAUGUCAGGAAUAUGAGCAUGCACAUUAAAUAGCCCUGUUAAAUUUUAAAAAAAUAAAUCAAUUGGAACAGUUUUUAAAGUUAGCGGUCCAUAAAUAUAGCUAAUAUUUGCAAUCCUUUAUUUCAAAUUAGCUUUCCAGUUAUAUAAGAUUGUAAUCUACAGAACUUAUUAAUUGAUUUCUAUAGAUCUCGCUAUCAGAGCGUAAUCUAUACAAUUAUAUAAUUGAAAACAUUUUACUGGUUAUUUAAAUCAGCAUCCUAUAUAUUCUUCAGCAAGAGCCAUUAUGAAGAAAUAAAAUAGUGCACUGCCAGAGAGUAAAAUGGCUUUCCGUAUAAAAAAAUUGAUUAGCACAUAUAGGGCUUAUUCAAGGUAAUAUAGUUUAUAGCUAGCUGUUUUGCAAGUUCCGCAAAGUGUUGCAGAUGCACAGUCUGGCAAUUAGCUUGAUCACUUGUGCAGGUUGGUGAGUCUAGUCUUCUUUCUUUUUCUGUAGCAUUUGGCUUUAUUUCUUGGCUAGAUCCUUGGCUAUCAUUGUUUUGGAAAAGCUGGUUAAGAAUCUCAGGAUCUGUAAUAGGAGCAAUAAAGUCACCAUCAGAACUUUCCUCGUGCUCAAUGAUGUUGUUUUGCAUUGCAGAAGCUCCAAACAUCAGGAUAAGAAUAAACACUGGCACCACCAUUUAUUUCUAUUAG
This is a messenger RNA of Blepharisma stoltei, 711 nucleotides long. The record is from the annotation of a GenBank genome assembly. Lineage: Eukaryota; Ciliophora; Heterotrichea; Heterotrichida; Blepharismidae.